Molecule: messenger RNA, 4044 nt
Organism: Miscanthus lutarioriparius
Lineage: Eukaryota; Viridiplantae; Streptophyta; Magnoliopsida; Poales; Poaceae
Source: the annotation of a GenBank genome assembly
AUGCGAGAGGAGGUGAGGAGCUCGUCGGGGGCGGUGGCAGAAACGCCGAUGGCCGUCGCCCGGUCCUCGUCGCCGCCGCAGACCCCGGUGGCCAGUUCUGCUGGCGCCUCAUCACCUGCUAUGCAAACUAAUGUUGCAAGCAUAGAUUGGUUGGGUGGCAAACAAGCUUCCAGAGUUGACUCGUCGUCACAAGUUGCUGCACAUGCCUAUCAUCCUUCCCACAGUUUUGAUGCAGCUGGAACUGCUAUGGAUUCUGCACCAUCAUGUAGGCCAUGGGAACGUGGAGACUUGCUUCGACGAGUGGCAACAUUUAAGCCUUCAACCUGGGCUUCUAAACCGAAGGCUGCUAGUUCAUUGGCCUGUGCUCAGAGAGGUUGGGUGAACGUUGACCUGGACAAAAUUGAAUGUGAGUCAUGUGGUGCACAUCUAAUCUUCAAUGCAUUGACAUCCUGGUCCCCUGUUGAAGUUGCAAAUGCUGGAGAAUCCUUUGCCGAGCAGCUUGAUGCAGCACACCAGAAUAGUUGUCCCUGGAGAGGCAAUAACUGUGCUGACAGCUUGGUCCAGCUUCAUCUUACACAAUCAGCUCUUAUUGGAGGUUUUAAAGAUUGCUGCGAUGGGCUUUUACAGUUUACCUCUCUUCCUGUGAUUGCACCAUCUGCAAUUGAGAACAUGAAGCUUACCAGGAGCGCUCAAAUUGAUCGUCUGUUGUCCCAGUCAAUUACCUUUUUAUCUGGUAUUCUGGGCUGCAGAGCAGAGAGUACAGCAGGAAUUGAUAUCCACCAAGAUUUCUCUUGUAGCUACUCUCAAGCACAGAAGCUCAUAAGCCUGUGUGGAUGGGAGCCUAGGUGGCUUCCAAAUGUUCAAGACUGUGAAGAAAAUUCAACGCAUUCAGCUAAAAAUGCACCCUCAGUUGGGCUUGACGAACGGUUCUAUCCCCAUUUUGUUGAACAUAACAAAAAUUCAUUUUCUGCAUCAGCCAAGAAAGAUAAGGAGAAAGGCAAGUUGCUCGUUGGAGAUUCUGGAUGCAGCAUGAGGUCACCGUUGUUAGAUUGUAAUCUGUGUGGGGCUACAGUCAGGAUGCGGGACUUUAGACCUGUAUUAUGUCCUUCUCGUUUCAGUCCGAAUAACAUUGAUGUGCCUGAAACAGGCAGAAAGUUGACACUGACACGUGGAGUUAGUGCCACCAGCGGUAUCAAUGAGUGGGUUACUGAUGGGGUGGACAGAGGUCAAGAUGAAGGGCGUGAUGAAGCAGCCACAGAUGUGGGAAAACCACUAUCACUUGUUGGAGUAGACCUAAACCUAACAAUGGCUGGAGGAUUACCAUCACCUCAAUCUGCCAUGCCUGCUAUGUCGGAGCGGUUCAAUAAUGGAGGAAUGGGAAGGGACCUGAUGAUUGGACAGACUACAGGCAGUGAAGUAGGUGAUUGUGAAACCUCAUAUGAGUCUCGUGGUCCGAGUUCAAGGAAGCGUAACCUUGAGGAAGGUGGGAGCACAGCUGACAAUCCACAAGAUAGGCUGCAGCAUGCUGAUAGCAUAGAAGGAAAUUUCAUUGAUCGUGAUGGUGAGGAAGUUGAUGAUGAUGCACAAGAUUCAGAUGUCCCGAAUAAGAAGUCCCGUGGGUUUGAUCUGUUUGAUGCCUAUCGUCCUUCUUCUGGAGCUGGUCCCAGUAGAAACUUGUCCUUUGACCCUGAUCCAGAUGCUGGUAUGUUCAGUCACUCGAGAGCAAUUGACCUGGCAGCUGUUGAGCGUCCGACUGCUAGGGAUUCUCUGAGAGCAUCUUCUGUUAUUGCAAUGCAUACUAUUCAUACUUCCGAGGAGGAUUCUAUGGAGAGUGUUGAGUAUUAUCCAGGUGAUGGUAAUGAUAUCGAUAUGCCUUCUUCUAGUGCACAAAGGAACAUUGAAAUGAAUGAUGCCUUGGAUCUUAACUAUAGCAACCAAGCACAGCAAAGUGCCAAUGCACAUGCUGGUGCUGGAAGCGAUGCAAGAGAAAUAGGAGGAAGCAGUACAAAUGAAGGGGAAGAGGUCAUUAAUGCUGAAACAGCUCCUGCUUUCGGAAGGGAUCAACUUAGUUUAGGAAUUAGUGGUGGCAGUGUUGGCAUGGGAGCUAGUCAUGAGGCUGAAAUUCAUGGAAAUGCUGCUUCUCUGCACAGAGCUGAGAGUGUUGUAGGUGAUGCCGAACCUAUUGCCGAGCUUACUGAGACAAUGGGUCAGACUGGUGAAUCAGCUCCAGGACCUGGAUUAAUGGAUGAAUUUGUACCUGAAGUAGAUCGAGAAGAACCUCAUGGAGACAGCCAAGAUACGGUGUCUCGGUCAGUCGGCCAAGCUGACAGUGGAUCAAAAAUAUAUGGCUAUACCAAAGCUGAUUCUGUUGAAAGUGGAGAAAAGAUAGGUCAUGCCACCGGUAACGGAAGCAGCAUGCGUCCUUCCCUUUCUUGCAAUGCAGGGAUGUGUGCUGGUUUUGAUCUGUCUAAAGAUGAUGUGACACAAACUGGCAAAAUACUUACUACUGAUGAUGCGUUAAUGGGGUUAGAUUAUGAUCCUGGGAAUGGAUUAGGAGCUACUAAUGGAGAAAAUGACUAUGAGUCAGGUCUGCUGGAAUUUGAUCCUGUUAAGCAUCACAAUAGUUACUGCCCAUGGGUGAACGGAAAUGUUGCAGCGGCUUGCUGUAGCAACAUUGGCUCCAGCUCAAGUAGUUCAGCGCCCUCUGGUUGGCAGUUAACAAUAGAUGCAGUUGACACGUACCAAUCACUUGGUCAAGCUCAAAAUCAAAUAAUGCAAUCUGAUUCUGCAGCUUCAUUAUAUAUGAUUUUUUUUUUCUGUUUCUUUGUGUCUGGCUGCCUGGUUCUUUGCGCGGGGUGCUAUCUGAGAGGCGAUCACCCUUGUCAAAUCUCAGCAGCCAAUGAGCACCACCCAGAGUGCCAGGUCAUCAGCAACGACCAGAUAAAGAAGCGGAUGAGAUGCCACUUCACUUCACUCCUGCUGCUUGUAUCCUCGUCGUCUUUCCCCUUCCCUCCGUCUUGCAAGCUUUCUCCAGAUCAAUCAGAAAGGGGAAGGGACGAGCAGCCCAUCAUGCCGCUUUGCAGCUUCUACGCCUCCACGUCCGUCCCCGUCGUCAAGCCCCAGCAGUCCGUCGCCUCCUCCAAGUCCCCCUCCACGGCGGCGGCCUCCGUGGCUACAACUGUGCCGAUGAGCAGUGUGGCGGCGGCGACAGUAACGACGGCCGUGCCCACAGCGAGCCCAGCGCUGUCGCUGCACCUGCCAGAGCUGCCGUCGCAGGUGAAGGACAAGAUCCUGAGCCUGGAGCUGAUGGGCGUGGACUACGGGCGCGCGCUGGAGCUGAACCCGGCGCUCCGCGACGCGGCGCCGGAGUCCAUCCACGCGGUGGUGUCGUUCCUCCAGUCCCGCGGGCUCCAGUUCAAGGACCUGGGCCGCGUCUUCGGCAUGUGCCCGUCCGUGCUCACCGCCAGCGUCCGCGCCGACCUCCGCCCCGUCUUCGCCUUCAUCUCCGAGGACCUGGGCGUCCCGGAGUCGGCGCACCGGCGCGUGGUGAUCAAGUGCCCGCGCGUGCUGGCGUGCAGCGUCCGCGACCAGCUCCGCCCGGCCCUCAUCUACCUCCGCCGCCUGGGGUUCCGGGACAGCCGCGCGCUGGCGCUGCAGGACCCAAUCCUCCUCGUCUCCAGCGUGGAGCGAACCCUGGCGCCGAAGCUGGAGUUCCUGGCCGGGCUGGGCAUGUCCCGGGACGACGCCGUCGCCAUGGUGCUGCGGUGCCCGGCGCUCUUCACCUUCAGCAUCGAGCGGAACUACAGGCCCAAGUUCGAGUACCUGGUGGACGCCAUGGGCGGCGGCGUCGAGGAUGUCAAGGCCUUCCCGCAGUACUUCGCCUUCAGCCUCGAGAAGCGGAUCGCGCCGCGCCACUGCGCCGCGGAGGACGCCGGCGUCGCGCUGCCGCUGCCGGACAUGCUCAAGGCCACCGACGAGGAGUUCAGGGAGAUGCUCGACAAGGAGCGGGAGCUGCUCCAGGAGCAGACAGCGACGAGGGACUGA